Phragmites australis (common reed) is the source of this 2432-nucleotide messenger RNA. Its product is annotated as heat shock 70 kDa protein, mitochondrial-like. Gene Ontology annotation, biological process: cellular response to unfolded protein; protein refolding. Lineage: Eukaryota; Viridiplantae; Streptophyta; Magnoliopsida; Poales; Poaceae. The transcript is spliced from 6 exons. The coding region runs from base 120 to 2156 and encodes 678 amino acids. Gene Ontology annotation, molecular function: ATP-dependent protein folding chaperone; ATP hydrolysis activity; ATP binding. Gene Ontology annotation, cellular component: cytoplasm; mitochondrion. The record is from RefSeq and is a predicted model, not a curated record.
AGACCCACCCCCAGCCCCCUCCCCCUCGCCGUCUCCCGAAGCAUCCCCUCCCAAGUCCCAAAACCCUCGCCGCAGCCGCGCAGCCGAAACCCUCCUCGCCGCGGCCCCGGGACUAGCCCAUGGCGGCCUCGCUGCUUCUCCGCGCCGUGCGCCGCCGGGAGCUCGCGUCCCCUCUCGGAUCCCUAAGCGCCAGCUUACAGUCAACAUGUGCUGCCAAUGUAUGCUCAAAAUGGGGUAGUUUUGCAAGACCUUUCAGUGCAAAAGCAGCUGGAAAUGAGGUCAUUGGAAUCGAUUUGGGAACAACUAACUCGUGUGUUUCUGUUAUGGAGGGGAAGAACCCAAAAGUUAUUGAGAAUGCUGAAGGUGCGAGAACAACACCAUCUGUUGUCGCCUUUAGUCAAAAAGGUGAGCGGCUUGUUGGAACUCCAGCCAAGCGUCAGGCAGUAACCAACCCCCAGAAUACUUUCUUUGGAACAAAGCGGUUGAUUGGGCGCCGCUUUGAUGAUCCACAGACACAGAAAGAGAUGAAGAUGGUGCCAUACAAAAUUGUGAAGGCUCCAAAUGGUGAUGCUUGGGUUGAAACAACUGAUGGCAAACAGUACUCACCAAGUCAGAUUGGUGCAUUUGUGUUGACCAAGAUGAAGGAGACAGCUGAAUCUUACCUUAACAAAUCUGUCUCGAAGGCAGUGAUUACUGUUCCAGCGUAUUUCAAUGACGCUCAGCGUCAGGCCACAAAGGAUGCAGGCCGCAUUGCUGGCCUAGAUGUUGAAAGGAUCAUCAAUGAACCGACAGCAGCUGCUCUGUCUUACGGAAUGAACAACAAGGAGGGUUUGAUAGCAGUCUUUGAUCUUGGAGGAGGAACCUUUGAUAUCUCUAUUCUCGAGAUUUCAAAUGGAGUUUUUGAGGUCAAAGCAACAAACGGUGAUACUUUCUUGGGUGGCGAAGAUUUUGAUAACACACUAUUGGAGUUCUUAGUGAGUGAUUUCAAGAGAACCGAGGGCAUUGAUCUGUCUAAGGAUAGAUUGGCCCUGCAGAGGCUUCGUGAAGCUGCUGAGAAGGCAAAGGUUGAACUUUCAUCGACUGCUCAGACUGAAAUCAAUCUACCAUUCAUAACAGCUGAUGCUUCAGGAGCAAAGCAUUUGAAUAUCACACUGACAAGGUCAAAGCUUGAAACUCUUGUGCACCAUCUGAUUGAGAGGACUAGAGAUCCAUGCAAGAACUGCUUGAAGGAUGCUGGAAUAUCUACUAAGGAGGUGGAUGAAGUACUUCUUGUUGGUGGAAUGACUAGGGUUCCAAAAGUACAGGAGGUAGUCUCUGAAAUUUUUGGAAAGAGCCCAAGCAAAGGAGUCAACCCAGAUGAAGCUGUGGCCAUGGGUGCUGCCAUUCAGGGCGGCAUCCUCCGUGGAGAUGUGAAGGAGCUUCUUCUCCUUGAUGUUACUCCCCUGUCACUUGGUAUUGAGACGCUCGGUGGUAUUUUCACCAGAUUGAUCAACAGGAACACUACAAUUCCCACCAAGAAAAGCCAGGUGUUCUCAACUGCUGCUGACAAUCAGACCCAAGUAGGUAUCCGUGUGUUGCAAGGUGAGCGUGAAAUGGCUACAGACAACAAGCUUCUUGGUGAAUUUGAUCUCGUGGGCAUUCCACCUGCCCCAAGAGGAAUGCCUCAGAUUGAGGUCACAUUCGACAUCGAUGCCAAUGGUAUUGUGACUGUCUCUGCGAAAGAUAAGGCCACCGGAAAGGAGCAGAACAUUACCAUCCGAUCCUCUGGUGGGCUAUCUGAAGCUGAUAUCCAGAAGAUGGUCCAAGAAGCUGAGCUUCAUGCCCAGAAGGAUCAGGAGCGGAAAGCGCUCAUUGACAUCAGGAACAAUGCAGACACCACUAUCUACAGCAUCGAAAAGAGUUUGGGUGAGUACAGGGACAAGAUCCCGGCAGAGGUUGCAUCUGAGAUCGAGGCAACCAUUGCUGACCUCCGCCAGGAGAUGGCCUCAGACGACAUUGAGAAGAUAAAGGCCAAACUUGAGGCCGCGAACAAGGCUGUCUCAAAGAUCGGGCAACACAUGUCUGGCGGCGGCUCAGGUGGUUCUCAGUCGGGGUCAGGACCUCAGGGUGGCGGCGACCAGGCUCCGGAGGCCGAGUACGAGGAGGUGAAGAAGUGAGUCUGCAGAAGACGGAAUGGUAGAGGUCGGAUUUAGAACUAGCUACUCUUUUUUUUAGAACACAGUCAGAUGAGAUGUAACCUGUGCUGUAAUAAGCUUCGGAUUUGCCCCCCUCCUGUUUUCUCCUUUCGGUGAUGUGAAGUCACCCAACAUUCUCAAGUAGGUCAUGGCUUGGUUGCAUAUGAUGCCUUGUUUGGGCCUUGUUGCACGAACGCUUGCACCGAUGGGAUUUUUCCAUUGGCUGGUUUUGCUAAUGCACGAAGGUAUAUUGUUUCA